This is a messenger RNA of Cervus elaphus (red deer), 1823 nucleotides long. RefSeq names its product zinc finger CCCH-type, RNA binding motif and serine/arginine rich 2 (gene ZRSR2). Gene Ontology annotation, cellular component: U2AF complex; spliceosomal complex. The transcript is spliced from 13 exons. Gene Ontology annotation, molecular function: metal ion binding; pre-mRNA 3'-splice site binding. Gene Ontology annotation, biological process: mRNA splicing, via spliceosome. Lineage: Eukaryota; Metazoa; Chordata; Mammalia; Artiodactyla; Cervidae. The record is from RefSeq and is a predicted model, not a curated record. Bases 335 to 1576 code for a protein of 413 amino acids.
CGGCGCUGGCAAGAUGGCGGCGCCCGAGAAUAUGCUGUUUUCGGAGAAGCUGAGCCACAAAAAGUACAGGGCCGCCCUGAAGAAGGAGAAACGAAAGAAACGGCGACAGGAACUCGCUCGACUGAGAGACUCUGGUGCAGGCAUCAUGAAUUACAGCAGCUAGCACAGCCCUUGCACAUAGACUCUCACAGAAGGAGGAGGAAGAGGAGGCAGUGGCAGAUGCUUUUACUGAAGAAGAAGAAGAAGAAGAGAGGCUAUUGGAAAGAGAGAGGGAGUAGUGUUUUGUUUACUGGGCUUUUUUAAAAAGUGGUACACAAUAAUAGGAAUUUGCUUAAUGCUACUCAACUGUACACUUAAAUGGCAAAAAUUACAUGAGGAAUGGUUGCUGCGGGAGCAGAAGGCACAAGAAGAAUUCAGAAUAAAGAAGGAAAAGGAAGAGGCAGCUAGAAAACGGCAGGAAGAACAAGAGAGAAAGUUAAAGGAAGAAUGGGAAGAACAGCAGAGAAAAGAGAGAGAAGAGGAGCAGCAGAAGCUACAGGAGAAGAAAGAAAGAGAGGAAGCUGUGCAGAAGAUGCUGGAGCAGGCUGAAAAUGAGUUGGAAAAUGGUGCCACAUGGCAAAACCCAGAACCACCCACGGAAUUAAGAGUAAUGGAGAAAGAUCGAGCUAAUUGUCCAUUCUACAGUAAAACGGGAGCAUGCAGAUUUGGAGAUAGGUGUUCACGUAAACACAAUUUCCCGACAUCAAGUCCCACCCUUCUUAUUAAAAGCAUGUUUACAACGUUUGGGAUGGAGCAGUGCAGAAGGGACGACUACGACCCCGACGCAAGCCUGGAGUACAGCGAAGAGGAAACCUACCAGCAGUUCUUGGACUUUUAUGAUGACGUGCUCCCUGAGUUCAGGAAUGUGGGGAAAGUGAUCCAGUUUAAGGUCAGCUGCAACUUGGAACCUCAUCUGAGGGGCAAUGUGUAUGUUCAGUAUCAGUCGGAAGAAGAAUGCCAAGCAGCCCUUUCUCUGUUUAAUGGAAGGUGGUACGCUGGACGACAGCUUCAGUGUGAAUUCUGCCCAGUGACCCGAUGGAAAAUGGCAAUUUGUGGGUUAUUUGAAAUACAGCAGUGUCCCAGAGGGAAACACUGCAACUUCCUUCACGUGUUCAGAAAUCCCAACAAUGAGUUUUGGGAAGCGAAUCGAGACAUCUACCUAUCUCCAGAUCGGACUGGCUCCUCCUUUGGGAAGAGCUCAGAGAGGAGGGCGAGGCUGGGCCCCCACGAUGACUACUACAGCAGGCCGAGGAGGAGGAGGAGCCCUGGGCCGGCCCACUCCUACAAGAGGAACGGGGAGGCCGACCGGAAGAGGAGGAGUAGUCAUGGGGCCAAGAAAUCGCACAAACACAGGUCCAGAAGCCGGGGAAGGCACAAUUCCCGAAGCAGAGGAAGAAAAAGGGACCGCAGCCGUGGACGGGGCAGCCGGAGCCACAGCCGCAGGAGCCGCAGCCAGAGCUCCUCCAGGUCCAGGAGCCGUGGCGGGAGAAGGUCAGGGAGCAGAGACCGAACUCUUCAGAGCCCCAAAUCCAAAUAAACUUACUGUGUUUUUCAGUGAUUGUACACCUUAUUUAUUAUGGCGGCUACAUACUUGGAUGGAGGGCUCUUGGCUCAUGUGGCUUAGCAAGUCUGGCGAAACCGUAUGUAGACUGGAACCCUGUUUUAAAAUAUUUUUAUUCUCUGAUAAUUCAUAUUGUGUUUAGUAUAGAGAACCUAGAAAACAUAAAAUGUAUACAGCCCCAAAAUUACUUAUAAUCCUGACCCUUAAAGAUAACCAAUUAACA